GAUGCAAGAUUUUCUUGGUAAGUUUAUCAAUUUAGACAAGUCUUCUAUUUCUUAGAUAUGUGACAAGAGAGGUUGUUCGUAUAAUAAGAGUACCCUCCACUUACAACUUUGAGUCGGGAAGCAGAAAGAUCGAAGCUCCUAAAGAGGGCUAAAAUUUAAAAAAGAAAUCUUGGGGUUCGUUGGCCUACGUAGGUCCCGGUUCAUGGUUCGAUUAUGUUCUUAUAUCGGUGUCUGGUGAAGGAUUCUGUUGAGUAUUAAACAUGGAGAAUAGUCAUGAAUCACUCAGUAAUGGGAAACCAGCUGAUCCUGGUCUCCAAAUUAUUAGGCACCCCUCAUACCAAUCGUGUGGUAAAUUAUUGUUAUCUUGGUUAGAUAUCAGAGUUUUCUAUAUUAGAAUCAGCAAUUUUAUGGUUGAUGAUUCCACCCCAGAAUAUCUUACUCUCAACCACAUCCCUCUAAAUCCCGAUACAUUGCUUGAAGUUAAUGGAACAAGAUGUUCCAUGUAUUCAGAAGGAGCGUCUUGUCUCCUUCGAAGGGAUCGUGUUGAUAAGAAAUCCGAAGAAGCUACAUUUGUGAGCACGGAUAGUAUAAGGUUGACGGGAAGUGUGAAAUUUGAGGUUUUCAAUAAAGGCGAUCUCGUGCUCUCGGGGGUUUUAGAGAUGUCGAAUAGUAAUGGUUUUGUUGGGGAGUCUAAGAACAAUGCCGGGAGAUGGAACAUGAAUUGUGAAUCGGUGAUGAAUGCUGGCACUGGUUUUCUGAAGGGUAAACAAAUUAUAGGUUCUGAAUCAUUAUCACCAACAAUUGAAGUCUUUAUUACUGGUUGCUUUUCUGGGACACCUAUCAUCUUAACCAAGACUUUGCAGCUCAAUCAUAGGAAGAAGCACAACAGGAAGGGUAUGUUACACUCAAUCCCGGAGCAUGAAACAGAUGAGCAGCAGAAAGAUGUCUCAUCUGAACUUGAUCUGCAGGUUCCGGAGUAUAGAAAGUAUGAACCAGAAAGCGAAGAAGACUACAACAGCAUGUACUGGAGACAGCCGGAAUAUAUGGAUGGUGAAGAUGGGGAACUAUCCUGGUUCAAUGCUGGGGUUCGUGUUGGUGUAGGGAUUGGCCUUGGCAUUUGCGUAGGAGUUGGAAUAGGAGUUGGUCUGUUGGUUCGCACAUACCAGACUACUACACGAAACUUCAGAAGGCGGUUUAUAUGAUUGUGUGCAUCACUGCAUUGUUUUUGCAUCAUCCAAACGGUUAACAAAAGAUACAUGCUUGUCUUGAGAGUGUGAAUUCUGGUCGUUAGACAGUCGCUAACCAUCAUACAUUUUCAUGUAAACUUACUUUUUGCUAGUGUUUCGUCAUCCCUGUUAAGUCUCUUUGUAUUCCCCCCCCCCCCUACCCUCCCCCCCACCCCCUUUCUUGUUUUGGAUUUAUGUUGCUGAGGUGUAUCCAAGGCUGCAAAAAUUAUACUAUCAUCAUUUGGUGUAGUUUUUGUGUUAAGCUCUUGGGAUAGUAGUUCAAUGUAAUUUUUGUUUUAUUUUAUUUUUUUGUAUGUAAACUCUUCCAUCUGAGAAACUCAUUGUUUGUGUAAGUGCCUAUGUUGUUUGAUGUUUUACAUUUGACAACUGGUAUAAAUGUUCAAUAGCUUAAUACAUAGAUGAAACAUACUAUGUUGUUUCUGGUAAA
Molecule: messenger RNA, 1674 nt
Organism: Capsicum annuum
Lineage: Eukaryota; Viridiplantae; Streptophyta; Magnoliopsida; Solanales; Solanaceae
Exons: 3
Coding region: 261-1202 (313 amino acids)
Molecular function (GO): phosphoglycerate dehydrogenase activity
Source: RefSeq, a predicted model, not a curated record